Messenger RNA from Sparassis crispa, 2460 nucleotides. RefSeq lists its product as hypothetical. NCBI's taxonomy places the organism in Eukaryota, Fungi, Basidiomycota, Agaricomycetes, Polyporales, Sparassidaceae. The transcript has 3 exons. The coding region runs from base 1 to 2460 and encodes 819 amino acids. The record is from RefSeq and is a predicted model, not a curated record. Gene Ontology annotation, molecular function: protein-folding chaperone binding.
AUGCUCGUUUUAACUCCUGUGUCUGUGCCUCGGUCUGGCUUGUACAAUCAACCAUUUGUCCCGAGCAUCGCUCCGCGCUAUAAUGUCGAUGCGGUGCUCCGGCAAGCCGCAUAUGACUAUGCCGUUGCGCAUGCUAGAGCUGAAGCUGCACGGAGUGAAGCAGCGCGUCGACGGCAAGCCCAAGAGAGGAUGCGUCGUCAGGCCCUGUUCGAUCUCUACCUCGAGGAGGCUAUGUUUGUUACACGUCGCGCUUGGCCGGAAAGUACUGAACGUCCCUACACUAACUGCACCUCAAGUCACCGAGAUGAGGCCUAUGCGCGAGUCGUUUCCAGUGCCCGUGCGCAGCAUUACCUCACCCAUCGUCGCCACGAGACGGGAAAUUGUCCUUUUCACACCUACAUCGGCCACGGUGUAUCGCAGAGGGCCGAACAGCCCUCUUAUCGUCCCUAUUACAUUUCACGACAUGGACGUCAUGCAACUGUGCCGCAGCCCAUGUCUUCGCGAGUCGCUGUGCAUCCCACUGCCUUACCCGAGCGUCGGUAUCCAGUCUCCGAUGGACUACAGGAGCGCCUUCAGGAUCGACUCCGAUCUGAAUCUGACCAGGAAAUGGGCGAAGCUCUGCAGAGCCUCCUCUCACACUUUACCCCGGCUGCACCGUCUGCAUCUCCUGCAUCUCCUGCAUUUGCUGAAUUGAAGGGCAAGGGCAAGGCCAGAGAAACUAUCCAGAGCACUCCGUCCUCUGCGUCGGCAGCGCAGGAGGUUCCCACGGAGACUCCUACCAACUUGCAGGAGUUGAUAGCUCAAUUCUAUACUGCACUGCAUGAAGCCACAGAUACAUCUGCGCACGAGACAUCCACUCGUAUACCCGUCAAGGACUUCACCGAUAUUAAGGGCAAAGGGGAACAGAAGGACGUUAUCCCUGAAGUCGAAGCUACUUCGACGUCGGCACCUCAGAACGAGAACGUCGAAACGCCAGACACUGAAGCUCCUUCUCCCUCUCCUGGACCAUUUCUCAGCACCGGCGAUGUCAAUCUACACCGCACACCAGCGCUCCCUCCCUCCAUUGCUGCGAAGCUGCUGGACCUUUACAAAGCCAAGCGCUCGCGUAAGCUUUCCCUUGCAGAAAUCGGGGCUGUCCAGGCGACUCUCCGCGCUCUCGAGACGUCCUUCGUCUUUCCAGAAAAGCUCGAUUUCACGCAGUUAUCACCUGCCGACUCAAACAGCGAGUCCACGAAGGAUUUUGGCAGCACCAACGGCCUCGCGUACACAGCAAACAACUCACCGAUCCACACUUACGAACACUCGCUGAAUGUCCUCUUGACUAGACUUGAUGCUGUGGAGAGCCGUGGCGAUUUGCACGUGCGCGGGCGGCGCAAGGAGAUCGUGAAGGAAGUCGAGCGCGCGUUGCGCGAGAUGGAGAGGAAGGUGGAGGAAAGUCACGAGAGGGACGCUGCCAAGGACACAGUUUUAGAGACGAAGCCCGAGGUUGGGACGGCAACGACGGAUACAAAGGAAGUUAAUGAGGAGGUCGAGGAGAUUACACGGCCAGAGGGGACAGCGGAGACAGAAGUGUUCCCGACCUCCCACGUCAAGAUCGAAGCCCCACUGCUGGAAGCCGCCUCCUCAUCCUCCUGUGCUCCUGUCUCCCUCUCUGAGAACAUCUCGAACGAAGACCGUCUUGACCUCAAGUCCACCUUAUCUUCUCCCGCCGCUGUCGUGUCUGGGAACAUCAACAACGAGGACCACGGCACUGCCGUAACCGCUGGCGCCGCCAUGGAACUCCGAGAACCCGAGUCUGCCACAUCUCAUGACGAGAUUCCGUCCAAGUCUUCUUCGUCUCAGGAGGCUGUGGAAGCAAGCCUUCCAGAAGCGCAGAUGUACGCACAGCCGGCAACACCUGACAUCCUCGAGGUAGUCGCCGCUACAUCGCCGCAGUCGUUGGAUGACAUUGUUGUCGAUGCUUCUGCGACUGUUUCGCCCUCGGCCAUCGCAGCUAAGUCGCAGCUGUCCGAGGAUGCCGCGGAGGACAAACUUAUCUCCCAACCUUCGUCCGAGUCUGAAGCUCCAGUUACUGAAGCACACCCCCCUGAAGAUGAUGUUUCCAUCUCAGCAGCCCCCACCUCCGACACGGUUUCUUGGCUCGACUCGGACAGCAAACCCACGAUGGUCAAUGAACUUGCGCAGCCUACACUUGAAUCACCAAGCUCACAACCCGAUAUACAGCUCCUCACGAACGAGAUCGCGGAUGCCGACGUUGGCGCUGAAGCGUUGCCCAGUGAGGGAUACUCGUCUGAGGGCGACGCGUUCCUCCUUCAGUCGUCCUCUCCCCCUUCGCCGCCACACGUGCCGCGGAAUUCGGAGUCUGACGAGGAACUUGAAGUCAUACAACACCACGAUGCGAAGGGUGCCGAUGAUGAGAGUGCGGACGAGUGGUCCGAGGUCGAAGGAGACGGACCUUAG